Molecule: messenger RNA, 2566 nt
Organism: Dendronephthya gigantea
Lineage: Eukaryota; Metazoa; Cnidaria; Anthozoa; Malacalcyonacea; Nephtheidae
Product: cyclin-D-binding Myb-like transcription factor 1
Exons: 14
Coding region: 116-2440 (774 amino acids)
Biological process (GO): regulation of transcription by RNA polymerase II
Cellular component (GO): nucleus
Molecular function (GO): RNA polymerase II cis-regulatory region sequence-specific DNA binding; DNA-binding transcription factor activity, RNA polymerase II-specific
Source: RefSeq, a predicted model, not a curated record
UUUUGCUACCUCGCCUCAAAUCUAAUUCCUCAAAUCAAUGGCCAAAACCUUCUUCACAAAUAAGAUAAAUUUCUUCUAUGUUUACCAUGAAGAACAUGUAUGAAGUUUAAACUGUAUGGAGGUGGAGGAUAACAAGAAUGAAGGCAUCUCUGUGAUCUCAGAACAUGGCACUAUAGAAGUGACUGAAGUACAAUCUCUCCAUGAUCAUAACAUUCGUAAUCAGACCAUAAUUAUUGAUGAGCAUGAAAAGCAAGAAGCUGAUGGUGAAUCCGAUUUAAAGUCUACAACUUUGGACCAUGUUUCUGAGGAAAAUCUUCAUGUAUCCACAUCAACCAUGCAAGCCUAUACUGCACCUAUCAUGGUUGAGUCAGACCUUGCAUCAUCUGUAUGUCCUGUGGAGCCAAUGGAUCAAUCAUCACACAGUUUACCACGACUUGCUAUAGCACCAUUACCUGAAGGUUCCCAGAAUGAAAUACAGUCAGAAUUUGAUGAUAUUAACCAAGCAUGGUUUACAACAAAAGAAGAUAAAGAUAGUCUACAGGGGAAAGGGGUGAAAUGGCGACAAGGAAUGUGGUCUAAAGAAGAAAGUGAACUUCUACACAGUAAUAUCAUGCAAUAUUGUAAGAGCCGUGGUAUCUCCGAUCCUCGUGAAGUUGUAUUUAAACAGAGUAAAGAAGAAAGGAAAACAUUUUAUAGAACAAUCGCCAAAGGAAUCCAUCGCCCAUUAUUCGCCAUCUAUCGCCGCGUUUUAAGAACGUAUGAGACUGGGAACUAUAAUGGCAAAUACACUCCUGACGAGGUGGUAAAGUUGAAGGAAUUGAAAAGAAAACAUGGCAAUGACUGGACCGCCAUUGGACUAGCUUUGGGACGAAGUGCUUCCUCAGUGAAGGAUCGUUGUCGCUUACUCAAUGAAAAAUGUUCUACAGGUAAAUGGUCCCAAGAUGAAGAAGAUCGUUUAUCUGAAGCGGUCCACGAGGUGACGUCAACAGUUUCUGGGGAGAGUAUUACUAGUGGUAUAUUGUGGACUGAUGUCGCGAGAAGAGUGGGGACGAGAUCGGAAAAACAAUGUCGAUCCAAAUGGCUGAAUUACCUCAACUGGAAAGAAUGUGGUGGAAAAGAAUGGAAUAAAACAGAUGAAAUAGAUCUUAUUAAAAAAAUUUACAAUUUAGGAGUUCAAAACGAAAGUGAAAUUGAUUGGUCAGGAUUAGCCGAUGGUUGGGCAAGUGCCAGAUCACCCCAAUGGCUACGCAGUAAAUGGUGGACAAUUAAGAAACAUGUCCCUCAAUAUUUGUCAUUCCCAGACAUAAUAUCAUACCUUCACUCGCAAUAUGCAAAAAGUCUCAAGCAUCGUCUAUGCAGACAUGACACAAGGUAUUUACAACUUCCCAAUGCUGAACCACCGCUGGCGUUAAACACCACUGGCUUACCUCUUUCGCCGCUGACCACAUGUGCUACGGUCUCGACAAGUGUGGGACAUGCUAUAACAGUGGACGGAGAAAUAUACAUUGCUCGAGGGGAUGGCAAGGGAUCAGAUGGUAUCAACACGUAUGAAAUGGUACAUUUACGUCCACUUCCAAACACCGACCCAUCACAACCAACGUCUUAUAUCAUUGAGCCGGUGCAAUGCGCUGCUGUUACCACGUCCGCUACCUCAUAUCUUCUGCACCAGACCUCUCAGGAUCAAGGCACGAAGUUAGUUAAGGUUCCUUCAAGUUCUGAGACAAUAAAUACCCACGAUGAUGGGAACCCACAGCAAAAUAACAGGCAGGAAAAUAGAAUUAUUACGCAACCAGUCAUCGUUUCACCACUGCCAUCAAAUCAGAUACAGCUGGGUGCAGAUUCAUUGCGCAAAGAUAUUGAGAACGCAGCAGCAGAAAUCAUGUCAACGCCUACUGAAGUCAGAUUACCUGCAGGCAAGGUGACUGAUUCAUACGUUGAAAAUGGGGCCACUGAUAUCUUACAACAGGAUCAACAACUGGAGUGUGUUUCUGAAGAAGAGAUCUCGACCACAGUUAACACAGAAAGUAAAUCCAGCAGAGAAAUCCAAAGUGCUUCUGAACGGCACAAUGGAGACCGAGAGCCGUCCCAUAAUGCACUUGGACACGAUAAUAGCUCGCCUGAGGAACUUGUGUCUCCUUCUAUGACCCAGUCUCUUGACAUCAAUUUUUCUACAACGAACAACACUAUUUAUUCCCAUUCACUCGUUCCAGGCUUAGUGACGAAAAACCUCCCGGCAGGGAUGAUAACGAAUGAGGUAAUGAUAACGCAGCCCUCACUUCCAGAAGAAAUUCUGCAAACACAAAGUGAUGAAGCUGCGUUUUUAACAGAUUCAGACAUAGUGGUGUCCAGUCCGCUGGAAGAGGUGACUGUUACAAGUAAUGUCAGCGGUAUAUCCUCUGAAAGUUUAAUUAUAGAGAAUGAAAUGACAUAUUUUAAAUAAUGAUGUAGAAAAGAGUAAUUUAAUGGCUUACUUGGCUUACAUAAAGUAUAAUGGCGCACUGGCGCUCCAUUCUGUAGACAAGAAUUAAUAUGGGAAAUAAAAUCAGAGAUACAUGCACACGGAAGA